This is a messenger RNA of Hyaloperonospora brassicae, 1920 nucleotides long. Lineage: Eukaryota; Oomycota; Peronosporomycetes; Peronosporales; Peronosporaceae. The record is from the annotation of a GenBank genome assembly.
AUGGCCGAGAACAGCAAAAUCUCCAAGCGCCAAUUGGCCGACAAGUUUGGCGUGAGCGAGGCAGCGAUUCGCAAGCUGCUGCUCAAGAAAGACGACUUUUUACGACGGUACUAUGACACACCGGAGGACGUCCGGGACCAGCGGCUGCGUGGGAAGAGCACGCGCAUGUCAUCGCACGCCUUGGACAGCUGCGAAGGCGCCGGUGGAUUCAUGCCACCCUCGGACGAAUCGGCACUAGCGAGUCACGCAUCAUCUUCUGCAAACGCGUCGGUCACGAGUAUGUACCCACCUGAUGAUCCGUGGAAGCACGGACUGCAUGCGAUGUUGACCAAGGUCACGCCGUUUCUCAAGAACUUUACGCAGAGCAGCAAACGGCCGACCCUAUCGUUCGAGGCGUCGAUUCCAGCUACUGAGCAAGAUACAGCGGCUGUGGCGGGGAAGAUGGAAGAAGCGGCAAGUCUGGAGAAGUUAGACUGGAUAAGCUUCUCGCGCAUGCUCCGCGAUAUCCGACGCGCGCUCCAUCGAUAUCCCGAGACGGGAUACCAGGAAGUACGCACCCAAGCUUUUAUCAAGGGAUUUUGCGAAAAGGCGUUGCAGAUUCCAAGUGCGAAUAUCCGAGUGAUGGCGUCCACGGGACUUGUGGUGGAUGUGUGCUAUGAAAACGCUACCGUUGCGCCGUUGGAAACUCGCAAGCUGCCUGUGAUAGCUUUCCGCGCAGAUAUGGAUGCACUGCCAAUUGAAGAAAUGAACGAUCACUUGCCGUACUGCUCCACUCAGAAACAGGGACAAAAGGAAUUCCGAAAGCGAAAGAAGCGGAAAAGCUCUAUAUCUCAGCCUAUGUCGCCGAAGAAAGAGCAAGCGGAAGUUGACCCAUCUCAGCAGGCCUCGUCCGACAGCAACGGCGUUGCACCAGAUGAGGUCGACAAGGCGGGUCUCGAUGUGGAAUCGAACGAUCUGACGGCGAGCUUAUUGCCCGUUCCAUCGACGAUCACUACAACGACGAUCGGUGCUCCUCCUGUGCCAAGUGCUACUGGGGACGAAGAUGAGGAGUUUGUAACCUCUACAGCCGCAGCGCAUAUCCUGCUGAGGAGGAGUCCUGGCGGGGCCCAGAAAAUGAUUGAAGAGGGUGCACUUAUCGAUGUGGACGAGAUUUACGGGCUGCACAAUGCCCCUUUCCCGCUGUAUAGUGUACACGUCCGACCUGGAGCUGUUAUGGCGCACGAAGUCGAGUUUUCUAUCGACAUUUAUGGCAUCGGAGGCCAUGGAUCUGCGCCCCAACAAUGCGUGGAUCCUAUUCUUGCGGGCGCAGCUGUGGUGCAGUCUCUUCAGUCUGUUGUAAGUCGAUCGUUGUCUCCGAUGGAUACGGCGGUCGUGUCCGUGACCCAGUUUUGUGGUGGUGAUACCAACAACGUGAUCCCAUCCCAUGCGUAUCUCGCCGGGACCAUUCGGGACUUCGAUCUUGAGAUUGCUGAGAAGAUCAAAGACCGCGUUGCUAAGUUGGUGCAUUCGACGUGCGCUGCUUACGGUGCCACAGCCAAAGUGCACUUCCUCAAUGGCUACGCUCCUGUGAUCAAUCCACAAGUUGAGACCCGCCAAGUCCAGCAGAUUGCCAUGGACAUGGGGAUGUUCGUGAGCGAGGAGGGCUUGCCGCUCAUGGCUGCCGAAGACUUUUCGUAUUUCCUGCAAGAGCGCAAGGGAUGCUACUUUUUCCUCGGUACGAAAGAAGACGGCGACCCGGACAAGCUGCGCGCGUUGCACUCGAACUGCUUCGACUUCAACGACAAGGUGAUCCCACUCGGCAUUCGGCUGUUUAUAGGUAUUCUCCAGUCCCGUUUCAAGUGCGAGCUAUACAGUAUGGAGGAAAUGCAGGCUUUCCAAGUAGCUAUGGAGCGCAUUAUGAUUAACGUGACCGUUGUGUAG